AAACUAUCAUUUUUAAAGGUUACAAAACUACAUGAAUGCAUUAAUCUAACAUGAGCGUAAUCAGGGAGUUUCGUUUGGAACAAAACAUAAAGAUUUUGGAAGUUGCACAUUACGCACAGAGAGUGAACAUGUUGUCCUCCACUCUUCUCCUCUCCGUUGAAACUUUCCGUUCUGCUCCUCCACUCACCUCUCUGACACUCGUGAUAGAUAGAAAGAAGAAGAAAAAAACUCACCACUGACUGUUUGUUUAGUGCUUCAAGUGGCACGCGUCCGGCGCGCUGCACCGGGGCAGGAGCCCAAGGUGAAUCCACGCGACUGGAGGGCGUGGCUAGAGCCCCAUCCACACGUAUUGAAAAGCAGUGGCGUCUCUCCUCGAGGACUCAGUAGAGCUUUGAGGUGCGCGUGAGGCAGCAGCCAAGGGACUGCCCCCAACUGAAACAAGUGGAACAUAACACGUGAACGGCACGAGCGGGACGCACCCCCUCGAGACUUGGGUGAUUUUCUUUAUAAGUUUGUUUUAUUUUUCUUGGAAUGGACAUCACAGCCAAGAUGGAAAUUAACCUCAGCCAGCAGCAGCUCCUUCCACCCGCAUGCUACUUCUCCUCCUCCGUGCCGCAGAGCAUCCAGCUGAGCCCGAGCGGCAGCAGCCAGAGCAGCGGGAAGUCUGCGUCCAAGCAGCCGAAGAGGCAGCGCUCCUCCUCCCCAGAGCUGCUGCGCUGCAAGCGGAGGCUCAACUUCGCGGGGUUCGGCUACAGCCUGCCGCCGCAGCAGCCGCACGCCGUCGCCCGGAGGAACGAGAGGGAGCGGAACCGGGUCAAGCUGGUCAACAACGGCUUCGCGACCCUGCGGGAGCACGUGCCCAACGGAGCCGCCAACAAGAAGAUGAGCAAAGUGGAGACGCUGCGCUCGGCCGUGGAGUACAUCCGCGCCCUGCAGCAGCUGCUGGACGAGCACGACGCGGUCAGUGCGGCGUUCCAGUCCGGGGUGCUGUCGCCCACCAUGUCGCAGGGAUACUCCGCAGACAUGAACUCCAUGGCGGGGUCACCGGUGUCCUCGUACUCGUCAGAUGAGGGCUCCUAUGACCCCCUGAGUCCAGAAGAGCAGGAGCUGCUGGACUUCACCAACUGGUUCUGAGCAUCCGUAUGAGAAAUAUGGAUCAACUCAUUUAACUGUUGUAGUGCGCUUGGGAUGGUCCCGGAGAAGGCUGGCGGUCCAUAACAACAAGACACACUGUCAAAGCCUUUUGGUCCCGCGUCCUGAACGACCGGUCCUCCCAGACUGACAGACAGACAGACAGACAGACACGGCCUUAAAAGUCCUGAAAACUUCGGGGUGAAAUCAGGCCAGAGAUCAGCGCCAAAGGAUUAAAGAAAGUUGGAUCUCCUGACAGCGUGGGAAUCCAAGCUUCUGUGCAUUCGUCCACGAUUUAAAACAAACAAACCCUAAAGUGAAUUCACGCUCUUCAGCAGCACAUUGAAAACAUUAUUUAAUACGCCGCUCUUCAACUAUGCUAAACCCAAUCACAGAACAGCAGACCCUUUGGUAAACCUCUCAGAAAAAUGCUUCCAAGUCGCGGAUUUUAUUCUAUGAAAUUCUAUAUCGAACUCUUGUUUUUUUUUUGUUUUUUUUUAAAUAUAUUAAGAUAUUUUUGUAUGUAAGAGAUUUAUAGAUGUUUUGUA
This is a messenger RNA of Labrus mixtus (cuckoo wrasse), 1679 nucleotides long. It is a transcript of the gene ascl1a, whose product is annotated as achaete-scute family bHLH transcription factor 1a. The transcript is spliced from 2 exons. Gene Ontology annotation, biological process: developmental process; regulation of transcription by RNA polymerase II. Lineage: Eukaryota; Metazoa; Chordata; Actinopteri; Labriformes; Labridae. Gene Ontology annotation, molecular function: DNA-binding transcription factor activity, RNA polymerase II-specific; RNA polymerase II transcription regulatory region sequence-specific DNA binding; protein dimerization activity. Bases 532 to 1134 code for a protein of 200 amino acids. The record is from RefSeq and is a predicted model, not a curated record.